AAAGAGAGAGGCGGUGGCCGAUGGGGGGAGAGCGGAGGGGUUUGGGGCUGGUGGUCGCUGCUGAGACGCUCGGAAGCCAGCUGCUAUCCUGCCUCCCCGAAAGCUAGCACCAUGACCCUUACCAAAGGUUCCUUCACCUAUUCCAGUGGAGAGGAAUAUCGUGGGGAGUGGAAGGAAGGGCGUCGGCACGGUGUUGGGCAGUUGACAUUUGCUGAUGGCAGCGUUUACCUGGGACACUUUGAGAAUGGCCUCUUCAAUGGCUGUGGGGUGCUCACUUUUGCAGAUGGCUCCAGGUAUGAAGGAGAGUUUGUCCAGGGAAAGUUCAAUGGUGUUGGAGUCUUCACUCGCUAUGACAACAUGAUCUUUGAAGGAGAAUUCAAGAGUGGUCGUGUUGAUGGCUUUGGACUUCUGACUUUCCCUGAUGGCUCCCAUGGAAUCCCCCGCAAUGAAGGCUUUUUUGAGAACAACAAGCUGUUGCGACGGGAGAAGUGCCAGGCAGUGGUUCAGCGUGCACAGAGUGCCUCCAAACUGGCGCAUGGUCUCACAGCAUGAUGAGACAAGCUCUAAGCAGCCCUACCCUGGGACUCUCCCAUGAAACUGCAGACUAAGACCCAGGGUUUGGGAGGAAUGUGGAGUGUAGAAAUUACAGAGACAAAUACCAUCUCUUUAAGGUAGAGGACCCCAACCCAGCUCAGUUGGACAGCCUGCCCAGACUGCUUUUAAAACAUCCUGGCCCUCAUAGUGUGCAUUGGUGCCAAACUUCAGUUACAGAACAACCCUUCCAGACAAAGCAUCUGCCAUUCCUGAGGCAGUUACACUCCCUUUGUUGGGAGUAUUCUCUAUAGAAGGUCUGCUAGUGCUAAAUUCCCACAGCCAUGGUGGCUACAUUGAAGGUUGCUGUAUUCGUACCCUCUUCCUUCUCCCUCCCCCCAAUUGGUAAGGGAGGAGUGACUUGUUAAUGUACAUUAUGGGAAUGCAUAAGGUUAGUUUACAUCUUUCCUCACUUUGAAACCAGUGCAGCUGGGAGGUUGUGACUUAGUUGUGCUGGUCUUCAGUGGUCAGAGUUGGAAUCUGCAUUUAGCACAUCAUUCAUUCCCUUCCUAAGUUCUCUGGGUCUCACAUUUUUUUCUCCUCCUCUCCCCCCCCCCCCCCACUCUGAGACUCAAUCUGUGUCAAAAACAAAGAAAUGAAAAAUUGAUCUGUAGAGUAGAAUUCUAGACCUUCUGAAUGUGCCUUUUCCCCAAUCUUGUAGAUCAGUACAGGGAAUGAAGCCUGAGCUACGCUGCCUGCCCAUAUUGUUACCCAAUGUAUCUGGGGCCUUUUGCCAUUAUUUGUUGUAGGUUUCUUCUGCUUCUUCUUUAUCCUGUUAAUGUGAGCCCUUUCACUGUGAGUGUUUGGUUUGCUCCCUGGGUUAACAACAGUCUUUCCUUAUGUAGGAUACUUGACCUAGGGGGCCUAGAAGGAAGGGAUCAAUUUUGCCUCCAGCACUGUUGCAUGGCAUCCAUGCACUGUAGUGUCACAUAGGCAGGGACUGUGUAUAUUCUAAACUUGAAAAAAAAUUAAAUUCUGACCAGGAAUGCUGUAUGCAGUAAAUGGCACUGAUUAUACAAAAUAAUAAGUAUGCAUAAAGCUGCUUAUUUUGCAUAACUGCUGCUUUUGUAGUCAUAGGAAGAGGCAAUGAGCUUGGUAGAAAAUUGGAGCCUAACUGCUAGAAGUUUGAUCAGACAUUGCCUACUAGCUUUCUAGCCUAUUUUUGCAGCUUGAACAACUAGAAUUUUGCUUUAAAAAUAACCAGAGCUGAGAUCCUCAAAAUACUGACUUUGAUGGCCAGUACUGAAUUCUGUAACACAGUCACGGAAUCAUGGCAUGCACGUGGCCCUGUACAUCCCCAGCCUAAGUGGUUACCAUCCCUCUUCUGCCCACUGGGUCUAAUGUGAUUAUUGUUCCCAGAUAUAUAGUGCAAUCCUAAGCAACAUUACACCCUUCUAAGACCACUGACUUUAUGACUUGGGUGUAACUGCUUAGGAUUGCACUGAUAUUCAUGCAGCUCCUCACUCUCCCACACACACCCCUUAAAAGCAUUUUGGUGGGAGAGAGAAGCAAAUAUUGGAACCUACAGUAGUGGGACAACUUACAAUAAUGUACAGUUUGAAGAUUGAUGGCCAUCCCUAAGUCAUAAGUGCAAGCUAAGCUGUGGAAGUCUUCUGGUAAGAUUCUUUUUAAAAAUAUAGGCUGAAUGGAAAUGCAGGGCUGGGGUAAUACGGAAAAUCAGUUGUGGGUGGACAGCAAGAAAGACUGAAAGUGAAUGGUGGAGGACAAGGGAGAGUUGAGAUUGAAUGGUCUUUGAAGAGCUACUCUGUUUCUGUGCAGCCACUUCAUGUUUGUGUGCACUAGAAUCAAUCAUGGGAUUGUCUUGAGACUGAGGGUGUUCUUAGCCAAGCAUUGACCCGCAUGGUGUGUGUCCCUAAGUGCCAUGCUGGAGCCUGCGUGACCAGCCCACCUCCACACUGAAUGUCUGCGUGUCAAUGCCACCCUCGUGCCUUUCUGUCUCUGCCCAUGUACGGGCCUUGGCCAAAUAAAGAAUUGCUGGAU
Molecule: messenger RNA, 2592 nt
Organism: Heteronotia binoei (common prickly gecko)
Lineage: Eukaryota; Metazoa; Chordata; Lepidosauria; Squamata; Gekkonidae
Gene: MORN4
Product: MORN repeat containing 4
Exons: 5
Coding region: 112-552 (146 amino acids)
Source: RefSeq, a predicted model, not a curated record